Molecule: messenger RNA, 368 nt
Organism: Dentiscutata heterogama
Lineage: Eukaryota; Fungi; Glomeromycota; Glomeromycetes; Diversisporales; Gigasporaceae
Source: the annotation of a GenBank genome assembly
ACCUAGUUUCUACCGAAAAUAUGAAUUGCGAAAGCGAAAAUGAAUCGGGUAUAGAAAGUGACAAUGAAACAAUAAAUAAUGAUAAAAUAAAUGGAGAAUUUUAUUGCGACUCAUGUGGUAGCAGUGAAUGCUAUAAUUAUGAUCCGAAUUGGAAGCGUAACAAUGGUGAGGAGUAUGAGGAUUACUAUGAUUAUAGAUUCAUAUGGAUUCCAUAUUAUUAUACAACACGUCAUAGUAGAAGACAUCCACUUUUUAAAUAUGGAUAUGGUUUACCAAAUUUAAAUAAAAUUCGGAAUUUAUACGGGCUAAACGCCGAGAAAAUUGAAGAAACUGACGACAUGGAAGAUUUGCAACUCAUAAUCAGUUAG